Molecule: messenger RNA, 2994 nt
Organism: Microstroma glucosiphilum
Lineage: Eukaryota; Fungi; Basidiomycota; Exobasidiomycetes; Microstromatales; Microstromataceae
Product: putative DNM1-dynamin-related GTPase
Exons: 2
Coding region: 262-2892 (876 amino acids)
Biological process (GO): mitochondrial fission; peroxisome fission
Cellular component (GO): cytoplasm; membrane; microtubule
Molecular function (GO): GTPase activity; microtubule binding; GTP binding
Source: RefSeq, a predicted model, not a curated record
CUCACACCCACCCGCCCUUGCCUCUUUCCUCUACGCACUCUUCACCCCUUGUAUCUGCUUCCUUCUCACUGGUAGGCAGAGUCAAGGCAGAGUCAAGUCACGAAGAAGUUGUCACAUCUGCUCAGAUCGCCCACCCAGAGCGGACCACAGUUGUCCCUUUCGUCAGAGGAAGACAGAAGAAGAAGAAGAAGCUCCUUCCCACCCUCUCUCUCUCCACUCCCCACCCUUCACUUCGUCCCACCACAAGUUCCUCUCACAGCCAUGGACGUCGACUUGAUCAAGGUGGUCAACCGACUACAGGACACAUUCUCUGCCAUUGGUGGAGAGACCGUCGAUCUGCCACAAUGCGUAGUCGUGGGAGCUCAGAGCUCGGGAAAGAGCAGUGUCUUGGAGACUAUCGUCGGAAAGGAUUUCCUGCCUCGAGGCUCUGGCAUCGUCACUCGUCGCCCCCUCGUACUUCAACUAGUCCACACACCACCACCGCAAAAAGAUGCUAAAGCGGACCCAUACGCAACAGCCGACCCUUCUUCCUCUUCCUCUCCCGGCACAUCACCCCCUUCUUCCUACCGCAACCACUCCUCCUCCUCUUCCUCUUUCCUGGCUCCAGGCACAGAAUACGGAGAGUUCCUCCACCUCGAUAAGCGCUUUACCGACUUUGGAGAGAUCCGAAAGGAGAUUGAGAACGAGACUUUCAGGGUGGCUGGUCAGAACAAGGGAGUCAGCAAGUUGCCCAUCCAUCUCAAGAUCUUCAGCCCGAAUGUCCUCAACUUGACCCUGGUGGAUCUGCCUGGAUUGACCAAGAUCCCCGUGGGUGAUCAGCCUUCGGACAUCGAGAGGCAGAUCUACGGUCUGGUAUCGAGCUACAUCUCCAAGCCCAACUGCAUCAUCAUUGCCGUCAGCCCUGCCAAUGUGGACCUGGCCAAUUCAGACAGUCUGAAGCUGGCCCGCGCCAUUGACCCGCAGGGUCGAAGGACAAUUGGUGUCCUCACAAAGCUGGAUCUGAUGGACCAGGGUACACAUGCCCUUGACAUUCUCACAGGCAGAGUCUACCCUCUCAAGCUAGGAUUCAUUGGCGUCGUCAAUCGAUCACAGCAGGACAUCAAUGGAAACGUCUCUAUGCUGUAUGCUCGCCGAAAGGAGGAGGAGUUCUUCCGUGCUCAUCCAGCGUAUCGGAACAUUGCCCACCGUUGCGGUACCAAGUAUCUCGCCAAGACGCUCAACUCGGUGCUGAUGAACCACAUUCGAGACAAGCUGCCGGACAUGAAGGCUCGAUUGAACACCCUGAUGGGUCAGACACAGCAGGAGCUAGCCGCCUUUGGCGAUACCGCCUUCUUGGGCGAUGCUCAUAGGGGCACUCUUAUCCUGAAGCUGAUGACUCAAUUUGCACGAGACUUUGUGGCUUCCAUCGAUGGUACCACCUUUGACAUUUCGACAAAGGAGCUCUGUGGUGGUGCUCGCGUCUACUACAUCUUCCAUGAUGUCUUUGGUCAUGCCUUGGAUAGCAUCAAUCCGACAACGAACCUUACCGUGCAGGAUAUCCGCACUGCCAUUCGCAACUCGACGGGUCCCCGCCCAAGUCUCUUUGUGCCCGAAGCGGCCUUUGAGCUGCUGAUUAAGCCUCAGAUCAAGCUCCUCGAGCCACCCUCGCUGCGAUGUGUGGAGCUCGUGUACGAGGAGCUCAUGAAGAUCUGCCACAAUUGCACCUCCAAGGAGCUGGAACGCUUCCCGCGCCUGCACGCACAGCUCAUCGAGGUCGUCUCGGAACUGCUGAGGGAGAGGCUGGGACCUACGAGCGAAUACGUGCAGAGCUUGAUCGAUAUCCAGGCUGCGUACAUCAAUACGAACCAUCCUGCAUUCGUGCAAGACUCUGCCAAUAUCGCUAGGGAGACCAGGGAAGGGAACCAGAAUCAGCAGAGGCAGAUGAUUGACCAGAGGAAAUCGUCGUUUGAGUCUGAGCAGGGUGGGGCAGCUAUUGUGGAUGAGGAUGACGAUGACAACGAGCCCUCCUCGCGCAAUAGCUCGACUGUGAAUGGCAGUACAGCCAACCUCAAACACUCGUCCCGAGGCAACAACAAGAGUAGCGCUAGCGGUGCUCGCGGUGGUGCAAAUGGAGGCGGCAGCGACAGUAGCAGUCCUGCUUCGCGCAAUCAGCAGCACAAUCAGUCUCACCACCAGCACAACCUCUCUAGCUCUUCACAUCUCCACGACAACAGCAAUGCCCCUCCUUCUGCACGAGAGUCCUUCUUGGACUACUUCUUCGGUGGAGCAUCGGGCGUGCCAGGAAGUGGUGGAGGUCCCGGUGGAGCACAAGGUGUGCCAGGAAUGGGUCCCGCAGCGCCUGCUGCACAUCGCCACUCUGUCCUUGGCGGGGGUGUGGGAUCGUCGGACCACUUUGGCUAUUCGUCAUCGGGAGGAAUGGGCAACUCGUCUGCUCGCAUGCACCACAAACCCAACCCUAUGGCUGGCCGCACAGGUCUAGAGGGAAGUAGUGCCGCCUACGACAUGAAGUCCCUCGAUAAGCACCUGGAAGCCACUGCUCCUUUCCUCUCUGGGGGAGGCGCAGGCGGUGGUUCCUUUGACCCGACUUCAAGCGAUCAGCUAGGCCUCUCGGAACGCGAAGUCCUCGAAACUUCUCUGAUUCGCUCCCUCAUCGGUUCCUACUUUAGUAUCGUCCGUCAAUCCAUUCAAGACCUAGUACCAAAGGCAGUCAUGCACCUCUUGGUCAACUUUUCUAGGGAAUCGGUACAGAAUCGAUUGGUGGCGAACUUGUACAAGGAGAGCUUGUUUGGGAGUUUGUUGGAGGAGGAUGAGACGUUGAGAAGUGAGAGGGCAAGACUUGUGGAGUUGCUCAAGACGUACAAGGAGGCAAUGGGAUUGUUGAGUGGAAUUUGAGAGAGACGGUGAAAGGGAAUGAGAUUUGGAUUCGAAUCAGAAUCAGGAUCAGGAUCAGGAGCAGGAGCAGGAGCAGGAGCAGGAUAGUCACCGCUUUGGUCU